AUGCAGGCGUAUCCCUCGCUCUAUAUAAUUAUCUUCUCUUUGUUAGAAAUUACUUUUAUUUCGGGGUCGCUAGGCGGCGGUAGUAUCCAACCGGAAAUUUUCUUUUGUUAUUUUUCUUAUUUCUCUCUUUUUGUUAUGGCGAAAUUGAAAAAAUACUGGGAAAGUGCGCGCUAUGAGGUGGGCCGUCUUCCCUUUCACUUGGAACGGGCCCUUUUCAGCCCUUUCUCUCCUUUGCCUGUUAUGAGCUGUCUCUUUUUGAUGGAAAUCCUUGCCAACUAUUUUGUCAUUAACCAAAUAAAAUAUACUGAAAUUGACUGGAAAGCCUACAUGCAAGAAGUUGAAGGUGUCCAAAAUGGAACUUAUGAUUACACAAAGUUGAAAGGUGACACUGGACCACUUGUGUAUCCAGCUGGUUUUGUUUAUGUGUUCACAGUAUUUUACCACAUAACAGACAAAGGAAGAAACAUUCGUCUUGCUCAGUAUAUAUUUUGUGUCAUUUACUUGGUAACUCUUUUAAUUGUCUUUGAUAUCUACAGAAAAUGUCGACGGGUGCCUCCUUAUAUCUUUUUCUUUAUGUGUUGUGCCUCUUACCGCAUUCAUUCCAUCUAUGUCCUGCGACUGUUCAAUGAUCCAGUAGCCAUGUUGUUCUUCUAUUUUGCUGUUUCUCUUAUGAUCAGAGACCACUGGGCACUUGGAUGCCUAUUCUACAGUCUUGCUGUUUCAGUAAAAAUGAAUAUUCUGUUAUUUUCGCCUGGUCUGCUGAUAUUGUUGCUUGCCAGGCAUACACCAUUGAAAACUAUCCUUUAUUUGAUCAUCUGUGCCAUACCACAGGUUGUUUUAGCUAUUCCAUUUCUUCUUGUCAACCCACUUGGAUAUUUGAUGCGAUCAUUUGACAUUGGGCGCCAGUUCCUCUUCAAAUGGACAGUCAACUGGAGAUUCCUCCCAAUUGAGAUCUUUGAAAAUCGUUUCUUCCAUAUUGGGCUCCUGCUGUUCCAUAUCUCCAUUUUGGUUUUGUUUACUUUUUGCCGUUGGAAAAAUUUGUUGCCAACCUUGAAUUUAUCAUUGAGUCCAAAGAAAGAAAGCAAAAAUCUGGGACCUUCUCAGAUAGUUAUUCCACUUUUCACCUCCAACUUUAUUGGGAUGUGCUUUAGUCGUUCACUACACUAUCAGUUUUAUGUGUGGUACUUCCACACACUACAUUACCUGGUCUUUGCUACAACCAUGCCAACAGUUUUCAAGUUAUUAAUUCUUGGUAUGACGGAACUAUGUUGGAACACUUACCCAUCAACCUAUUGGAGUAGUGGACUUUUGCACAUCUGUCAUAUGGUCCUGUUGCUGUAUUUAUGGUUAAGCCCCAUCUAUUAUCCAAUGUGCAUACAUGGAGAUAUAAACUGUAAAUAUGGACACAAAACAGCAAAAAAAGAAACUUCUCCAACAUCAUCUGUCUCCUCUAAAUUAAAGAAAAAGUAA
Acanthosepion pharaonis is the source of this 1470-nucleotide messenger RNA. The record is from the annotation of a GenBank genome assembly. NCBI's taxonomy places the organism in Eukaryota, Metazoa, Mollusca, Cephalopoda, Sepiida, Sepiidae.